Molecule: messenger RNA, 8445 nt
Organism: Varanus komodoensis (Komodo dragon)
Lineage: Eukaryota; Metazoa; Chordata; Lepidosauria; Squamata; Varanidae
Gene: TAOK2
Product: TAO kinase 2
Exons: 18
Coding region: 1234-5265 (1343 amino acids)
Biological process (GO): protein phosphorylation
Molecular function (GO): protein kinase activity; ATP binding
Source: RefSeq, a predicted model, not a curated record
ACGCAAGCGACUGUUCUCCGGCUUCGGAGAAGACUUCAGCGCGUGCCCCUUCGGCUUGCCGCGCCUGCGUGCUCCUCCCCGUCGCUCCCCUUCCCCUCCACACAUGCGCUUAGGGUUCUCUCUGCCUUGGUUCCGGUCUGGCUCCUGCCUUGGGCGCCAUCUUGGAUUUGGGGACAACUGGAGUGAGUGAGAGGGAGGGAGAAGGCGGAGGAGCUCGAGGAGGCGAGAGCGGGGAGGGGGGGCCGCAUAGAGCCAGGCCCCCCACCCCCACAGAACCCUGCAUUACCCUUCCGCUAGAGAGAGGCUCCCUCCCUUUUCCCGUCCCACCCCUAGUAGGGCUCCCUGGACCCGAGAGCAUUUCUUGGGCUUCUUUAGGACCCCCGCCCACCCCCACCCAGUCCUGUCUCCCUUACGGAACGCUGUGCAUUCUGUAUUAUAGGUGCUUCCUAAAACCUCUCAUUCUCUCCAUUACCUAUGGGACCAUUUUCGCAUUCCCUCUUUAAAAUUAUAUUCAUAAAUAUCUGUCGGGAGCCCCUGACAUCCGUAAGGGACUGCAGCAUACCAUUUAGUUCUCAUCUUAUUUCCUUCAUAGCUUGUCUGUUGGCCUCAUACAGACUCAUCAGCAGGGCCUCCUGUCUCAUAGAUUCACCCCACCCCUAAUUUAGAUUCUGUUCUCUCCCCCGCCCAAGAGCCGCUAUAGAGCUGGAUCUGCGAGAGACUCCUCUUCCGUUCUUUGCCAGGGAUGCCACCAUCCCUUUUCCUUUAGUAGAGCCCCCUGCCCGCCUUGCCUCCUGUAGAUCCUUUCUUUCCUAGCUAGGCAAGGGUGGGGGGAGGCUCUACAUGCCCUGUGCCUCCUACCCAGAGGCCUUCCUCAUCCAGGGGAGCCAGUGACAGUUCCCUCUAAACCCUCUUCCUUGAUUGGAGGAGUUGGGGAAGAGGAGGAGGUCGGGGGUGUACUUCCCACCCCCAGUAUCCUGGAGCUGGAGCCACAAGGGGGACAGUAUCUAGGCAGCUGCCGAGACUUACAGUCAUAGACUUCCCAAGCGGCGGAGGAGCUGUAAAGAAGUGCAUGGCUCUCGGGAAUCUCAAGACAGUCCUAUCAGCUCUCUUAUGAGUCUUCACUAUAGGUCAGCAAAUGCCACCCAGCCCUCCUGCCUGCCAGAAAUCAGAUCCGCUAGCCAGUCUGCCUUGGGAGCAGGGCAAAGGUGAGGCCUGGCCCCCUCCACGGCCGCCAUGCCGUCUAAUGCCCGGGCUGGCAGCUUGAAGGAUCCUGAGGUGGCUGAAUUGUUCUUCAAGGAUGACCCUGAGAAGCUCUUCGUUGACCUGCGGGAGAUUGGCCAUGGCAGCUUUGGAGCAGUCUACUUUGCCCGAGACAUUCGCAACAAUGAAGUGGUGGCCAUCAAGAAGAUGUCCUAUAGUGGGAAGCAGUCUAACGAGAAAUGGCAAGAUAUUAUCAAGGAAGUGAAGUUUCUGCAAAAGCUGCGGCACCCAAACACAAUUGAAUACAAGGGCUGUUAUCUGCGGGAACAUACAGCAUGGCUGGUGAUGGAAUACUGCCUUGGCUCAGCCUCAGAUUUGCUGGAAGUGCACAAGAAACCACUGCAAGAAGUAGAGAUUGCAGCUAUAACGCACGGAGCCCUUCAGGGGCUUGCAUACCUGCAUUCGCACAAUAUGAUCCACAGAGAUGUAAAAGCUGGGAAUAUCCUGCUGACUGAACCAGGACAAGUGAAACUGGGGGACUUUGGCUCAGCCUCCAUCAUUGCUCCUGCUAACUCUUUUGUUGGCACCCCAUAUUGGAUGGCUCCUGAAGUGAUCUUGGCCAUGGAUGAAGGGCAAUAUGAUGGCAAGGUGGACGUCUGGUCACUUGGCAUCACUUGCAUCGAACUUGCGGAGCGCAAACCACCCCUCUUUAACAUGAAUGCUAUGAGUGCCUUAUACCACAUCGCCCAGAAUGAUUCUCCACUGCUCCAGUCCAGCCACUGGUCUGAGUAUUUCCGGAACUUUGUGGAUUCGUGCCUGCAGAAGAUCCCCCAGGACCGCCCAACCUCUGACGUGCUGCUCAAGCAUCGCUUCCUCCUGAGGGAGCGACCCCAAACGGUUAUCAUGGACCUGAUCCAGCGAACCAAGGAUGCUGUGAGGGAGCUCGACAACCUGCAGUACCGCAAGAUGAAGAAAAUCCUCUUCCAGGAGGCACAGAAUGGCCCAAAUGCAGAGGCACCAGAAGAGGAGGAGGAGGUAGAGCAGUUUCUGCACCGGACAGGCACUAUCAACAGCAUGGAGAGCAGCCAUUCGGUGCCUAGCAUGUCCAUCAGCGCCAGCAGCCAGAGCAGCAGCGUGAACAGCCUGGCUGAUGCCUCCGAUGAUGACGAUGGAGCCGAGAUCGCCAUGAUGCAGGAAGGCGAACACACAGUCACCUCCAACAGCUCUGUCAUCCACCGUCUUCCGGGCCAUGACAACCUGUACGAUGAUCCAUACCAGCCAGAGAUGGAGCCCCAGAGCUCAUCAUCUGCUGCCCGGCGCCGUGCCUACUGCCGCAACAGAGAUCACUUUGCCACCAUUCGUACGGCUUCCCUGGUGACUCGCCAGAUCCAGGAGCAUGAACAAGACUCAGCACUGCGGGAUCAGAUGAGUGGCUACAAGCGGAUGCGGCGCCAGCAUCAGAAGCAGCUGCUGGCUCUGGAGAACAAGCUCCGGGCAGAGCUGGACGAGCACCAGCUGCGGCUGGACAAGGAGCUUGAGGCCCACCGCAACAACUUCUCUGCUGAGGCUGAGAAACUUGCCAAGAAGCACCAGGCCAUUUUUGAGAAGGAGGCAAAGGCAGCUCUGGCUGAAGAGAAGAAAUUCCAGCAACAUAUCUUGGGCCAGCAGAAGAAGGAGUUAGGCAACUUGCUGGAAUCUCAGAAGCGCCAGUAUAAGUUACGGAAGGAGCAGCUUAAAGAGGAGCUUCAGGAAAACCAGAGCACACCCAAGCGAGAGAAGCAGGAGUGGCUGCUGAGGCAGAAAGAGAACAUGCAGCAUUACCAGGCUGAAGAAGAGGCCAACCUUCUGCGUCGCCAGAGACAGUACUUUGAGCUGCAGUGCCGCCAGUACAAGCGCAAGAUGCUGCUGGCCCGCCACAACCUAGACCAGGACUUACUGCGGGAGGAACUUAACAAAAAGCAGACACAGAAGGACCUGGAAUGCGCCAUGCUGCUCCGCCAGCACGAGUCCACUCAGGAGCUGGAAUUCCGGCACCUGCACACGGUUCAACGCACCCGCACAGAACUCACCCGUCUGCAGCAUCAGACAGAGCUUUCGAACCAGCUGGAAUACAACAAGCGUCGCGAGCAAGAGCUGCGCCAGAAACAUGCUAUGGAGGUCCGGCAGCAGCCUAAAAGCCUCAAAGUAGGUGCUACCUACACCUCGCCUUGCCGCCAGUUGUGCCCAGAAGGGCAGGAUGCGGGGAUUCUGAAGCCAGGGCAGGGGCAUCUGGGGGUUGUGGAAAUGGACAGCUUGGAGGCUGGAAGUCUAGUGUCCAGACAGGACCAUUUGGGUGAGCCAGGGCCCUGUGACUGCCUGGCCGGGGUUCAGGAACCCCUGGUGGAUGCAGAACCAACAUGUGUGCACACUGGGCAUGUAGAAUCUGCUGUUCUGGAGACAGGCACUCCUUGCCGUGGUGAUCUAGAGCAUAGCAAACCUACUGGACAGGUUCUGGAGAUCACUCAGGGUGAUGUUGCUAUUGUAGACUCAGGAAUAAAAUGUCCAGACCUUUUAGGGAAGUGUACCCAUGAAGGUGGGAUUCUGGAGCCUGAGCUAGAUGGUUGUGGACAUGCAGUUCUAGACUUUGAGCCGGAGGAGGAGGAUCUAGAUUUGCAAGCAGUAUAUGUCGGGGCCCUUGUACCAGACUGGUCCCAAAAAGGUGAGCAAGGGUUGGAAGCUCUGAUGUCUGAAUCAAGGGGUUGGGGAGACUUGCAGCCAGGCUGGCAAACUCUGGCAGGUGAAAUUCCAGAUGGGGAGGAUGCUGCCACUCUAGAGCAGAGACAGGGAUGCCCUGGGCUCGAGGGAAAGGACAGCAAAGGCUUUUGUCCAGAUAGCAAAGAAGGGCAUGUUCUGGACUUCAGCAGAGCAAGCCUGAAACAACAAGAGCUCUGUGGAGAGGGACCUGCCGCUCUAGAACUAGAUCAGACGUUCCUUGGAGGACUGGAUCACUAUGGAGGGGGGUCUGGAGUUCUUUUACCAACUUGUGGGCGUCCAGGCAUCCCAGAGCCUGAUGGGCAAGAGGCUGAUAAGCCAGAGCCAUUCGGAGGUGAGGAGGAUUUGUACCCUCACUCCUUACCUGCUUUCCUAGAAAAGGGGGCCCAGCGAGGCCUGGGGGAUGGUUGCCCAGCCCCCGACGACCCCUACAGCCAGCAGGGCAGCACCAGAAGCCACCCGCUCCCAGCGCCAGUGGCAGCCAUUCUGCCCCAUUUGCUCUGUGUGACCUUGGCGUUGUUGGUUGCUGCCUGUCCUUGUGCCCCAACCCUCCUGCUGCUCCUUGCCGCCCUGUGGGCCCAGGGAGGAGGCCUUCAGGAUGUCCUCCUAGCCCUUGAAGGGGUGCUUGUGGGCCUGGGGGUAACAUACACCUUGUUGCAUUCCAUCUUCCUCCUCUCCGGAGCAUCUUUUCUACUUCUGGCCAAGAUGGCAGGAGCCGUGGGUGUGGUGGGGCUGAGUGCCAGUCGGGGGCGCCUCUACGUGCCAGUCAUCCUCCUGGCCUCCUACCUGCUCUCUUCCCCCUGGCUUUUCCUGCCCCUUUAUCUCCUGGGGGCGAUGGCAAGGCACAGCCUGAGCGGUCUUCCCCGUCGAGCCCGUCGCUUUUGGCUUCUGGCCCUGCUGCGUCUCCCCCGCCCUGCUUUCCGCACCCUGCAGCGCCUGGGGCUGGUUAGCGAGCGGGGCCUCUUCCGGCUGUUCCCCAAAACCAACAAGGGCGGCUUCCGCAGCCGUAUCCCAGUGCUGUCGCGCCAGCGCCAGCCACCGCUCCCCUGGCACCGCAAGGCUGCAGCCCUGCUCUCCAAGCCCAUUUGUCGUCUCAACAAGCUCCUCACUGAGGUGAUCUGCGCCCAGCUGCCCCCUUCAGCCCUGCGCUGCCUCAAGGGGCUGCACGUCCUGCGGGAGGAAAGGCCCAGUCGCAUUCCCCGCCUGGCGGGACAAGCAGCGAAGCCAAGAGGCCGUUCAGUGGGGUCAGUGAGGCGGUCUGUUAGAAGAAGUCGUGGGCAGGUAGGCCAGCCUGUCAAGAAACCCUGGAGAUAAUUGGCUCUGGGUGUUUUUGCAGGAGGUGACCCCUAUCUGGGUGUUUCCAGUCUGCUCUAGCGUUGCGAAAUAAGGGGGAUUCCAGGGGGCCACUUGGCAUCCUCAUCCUGUUUCACCCACAGAAUUCUGGGAGGUUGGCCUCUUUUUUGCAUUCUCCAAGAUCAGACAGAGACAGUUGCAGUAUUUUUUGAAGGCAACGUAUCUCCAUCCGAUGUGUGAUGAUUCGUGUAGAGGGAUCGGAAGCAUGGGGGAUGAUUAGAUGCCUUAAUGCCAGUCAGCCCUGCACCUCCACCUGGGACAGGGCCUGCUUGAUGCAAGGGGCCUCGAGGUCCGGGGGCAGGGAUCCAGAUGUUUGUGCCAGCUCCCCAUCGCUUUACUUACUGGGGGCGUUGUUGUGUGUUCAUUAUCCUGACGAGGAAAGAAUCACCUGACGCCCUUUUGAGCUGGCUGUUCGGGUGGGAUAAAUCUUCAGCCAUUCAUGCAGGCUGGGGGAGGAGAAGGCCGGGAGGUGUUGGGAAGCAGGGGAAACCAAAAGGAUCCAGGCCCCUCAAACUGGAAGUGUGAGGCACUCGUGUGCUACCAGGUUUGUACACUGGAGGUUGGCAGGCCUUGUACGGGUGGCCCAGCAAGGAGUGUUCAGAACACUCUGCUCCUACAAACACUAAACACUCCACCUCUGAAACUCGAGGCCAAACUGCUCUUUCCACCCUAAACAUACUUUGCACCACAAGGAGUGGUAUGUGAGACUCAGUUUUCUGCCAGCAUAGCAAACCUCAAACAAGGUACAGACAGUGUUGGAGCGUGAUACGUUAAUGAAAUGUGGGCCCAGCCAUUAUUGUCUCAGGACACAAAUCCCUCGGAAAUACAACCACUUUCCACACACAAAACACUGAACUUCUUUUCAUUUGACAUAAAGUCUUAUUGAAAUGAAAGGGGCAGGGAUACAUGUUUCAAGAAAGCACACUCUUCCCAGCUCCUGAGGGUUUACUAAUUUUGGGUGAUUCUUUCGCCGUUCAUAUAUAUAUUUUCCCACCGUUUUAUAAAUAUAUAUAUUUAUCAUUUUCUUCCUUAUUUGUAACAUCCCCUUCAUUUCAUUUUUUUUGUUUUUGUUUUGACUUGAAUGUAUAUAUUUGUGUAUGUUUGUGGGGCCUUUUUGGUAAGCUUUAUAUAAUACCAUUUUUGUGGGGAAGGAGAAGGGGAAACUACUGUGAGAUUCUUUUUAAUAUGUUUUUGACAGAAAAUGGGAGAAUCCACCAAAAAAAUAUAACUUUUUGCUGCAGUAUUUUCAUUUGAAAGCGUGAUGGGCCAAGUAGUGGAGGUUUUUUCCUGUUUAAAAUGCAACUGAAAAUGAGAGACCACACGUUAGGCUUUUAAUCAUUUGGCUUUAGUGGAGGCAGCUGCCUGUUGGCAAAAGAGAGCAAAUGCUGCAAAGUAUGAAGGAGACCUACCUGGAAGAAAACUUACGCAAGUGUUGACAAAUGCAAGCUUUUAAAGUUACAGAUAGAAAUGAAGUUGGUUUGCCAUUUAUUCAUCUCCCCUGCUGUUGGGAAGGUUGGGCAUUUUGCAGAUGGUGGACCAGCCUUCUUGUUCUAGUCAAAAUAGAAAUUUAGGUCACCUCAAUUUGUGCAACUUGAUGAAGUAUGAGAACACCUCUAGGAACUCUGUUGCACAAGGACUUAAGUUCUUCCUUUUCCCAGGGACUCAGCUUGGGCCAGCUUUCCUACUCCAUAAGCUGCUUACUACAUGCAAGUGGGGGCCCCAUUUGUACUUCCUGUAUUCCUCAUCCUUUCCCUCCUACCCCCAUUUACAGAUCAGCCGUAGUGCCAGGUCUGUGAACCAUUUUGUUGGACUUUUCUGGGGAAAGGGGCUCACCCAUAGUUAUCUGGCUCCCCUUGAACUGAAACGGAAGCCUCCCCCUGCAACGUGCUGCUUGAUGGCCAGGCAUUCCUGGGUGAGGCCGCUGCAUGUGUAGCACGAGCCGCAGCCACGUUGGUGAGUUCUGGGUAGUGCCAGCUUUUAUUCCUCGGCCAACACUGGUCAUAGCGCAGCAGUAAAAUUGAGUACCUUGAUACUUUAACUCUUAACCAGGUAAGCACCGGAACAGCAUAGCAGCCUCCCCCAGCCUAGUGCCCCUUGUUUGUCUUGGACUACAGCUCUCAUAAUCCCCAGCCAGGAUUGGGAUAAAUGGGAGUUGUACGCCAAUGCAUCUCAUUGGGGAAGGCUGCACCACAGACUCACAUAGAGUUCAUAUGCACAGCUUUGAUGCUAACAUCUUAAAAUACAUAGAAGAACAAAAACGGAUCUAUUUUACUUGUGCUAAAAACACAAAUUGUCCUUCCCUUAAAACAAAACAAACAAAAAAACAGUGUUAGAUGAUUGAGCUUGAAAAACAGCGUAUUUCAUUUUCUGUACUACACAAGCAGUGAUUCUGAGCGCACCUAUGUGGAGAGUAAAUCCCAUUUAUUUCCAUGGUGCUUGCUUAGCUUCACAGGCAUAGCUAGGAUUUUUAACAUUCCGUUUUACUAAUUCUGUAUCAUGUGAAGAAAGACUGUGUUUUAUACAGUUAAAUCAGGCUGGAACUAAUAGCCUAUGCUUUAUUUUUAAAUCAUUUCCUCUGUACAUUUCUUUUUAUUAUUCCCAGUUAUUAGUAAUCUGUUCAAUUUUAACCAAUUUGAAAUUAUCCCUUGUUUUUAAUUCCACAUUCAUCCAUCCUGGUUUUUAAUCCCAUUUGUGCAUUAAACACUUGCUUCUAUUUCCCUUUUUUGAUUCACCUGUGGUCUUUUAUUCCAGUUUUUCUUUAUCCAUAGAUUUAUUUGUUUUUAGCAUUCCUCUACCUUUUUUGGCCAAACUUACAUUAAUUCAAGUUCUGUUUUGUCCAUUUUAAUAGUGUAUUUGAAUUUCUUCCCAUUUUUGUGUGUGAGUGUUUGAGUUGUGAUUUUUCCCUAUGCUCUUGAUUUUUUUAAAUUUCUUUGUUAAGUAUUUUUAAUUUAUUUCUCCCAUUUUGUGUGUGGGGGAGGUGCUGAUUUGUGGUUAUUUAUUUCUCCCUUCCCCAUUGUGGAUGCAUGUGAAAUUUUGAAGGAAAUUAAUAAAAAAAAAAUUCUGCACCACAAUUCACAAUUCAAUUGAGUUUGAUUUAAUUCUUUUCUGAUAUUUUUAAUAAAAUGGGGCACUUUAAACUUA